CUAAAAUCAUUGUAUGCAUGUUAAAUUCUUUAUCCUCCAAUAUACCGUGGCGGUGCGUGGAAUGACGAUUUCCAAAUACAAAGAUCCGCUUGCGAAAUAGGUCACGAGUGAAUUACUUCACCUGUACGGUAUUUAUUUCGAUUGGCCCACUUCCGAAGAAAACACAGACCGGCACACAGGUGGAAAACAAACGAGCAGAAUGAUCAAACAGAAACAAUACGAUUGGAAAGACAGCAAUUUAGCUUUGUUUGGAUCGGACACAGAGCGACAAGUGAAAAAGGAAUCUGCACAACAGGAAAAAGCUUGGAAGAAAGCGGGGCAGAAGUGUGGAUUACAAAUAUGGCGGAUCGUGAAAUUUAAAGUGAAAGAAUGGCCCGUUGAUGAUUAUGGAAAAUUUUUUGAUGGUGACUCUUACAUCAUUCUCAAUACUUACAAGGACGAAUCAUCAGAGGCAAUACUUUACGACGUUCAUUUCUGGAUCGGAAAAUACAGCACACAGGAUGAGUAUGGGACUGCAGCCUAUAAAACAGUAGAGUUGGAUACCUACCUAGAUGAUGUCCCCAUACAGCACAGAGAGGUUCAGAACUACGAAUCCGAUUUGUUCCGAUCGUACUUCAAAGAAGUCACUUAUCUUCACGGCGGAGCAGAUAGUGGAUUCAGAGAAGUGAAACCGGAAGAAUACACACCACGUUUGUUUCAUUUCCAUGGCGACAAACACGGUGUCAAAGUUAAAGAGGUCGUCCGUGACAAGAGUCGAAUGGAUGACACAGACGUUUACAUCCUGGACCAGGGUCUGACAAUUUACCAAUGGAACGGUCAAGGAUGUAACAAAGACGAGAAAUUCAAGGCGUUGCAGUAUGUUAAUAAGUUGAAGGGAGAGAGAAGUGGGAAAAGGGUACAAGUGGAAGUAAUUGACCAAAACUCCGGUGGUCAAGACGAGGAAGAAUUCAUGCGUCUUUUGGAUGGAGGAAAAGAAGAAGACGAGUUUGAUAGUUCUUCAGAUUUCGAAGCUGUCGAUAAAACUAAGGAGCUUUACCGGUUGUCAGAUGCUGGUGGUUCAAUGGAAUUUUCGUCAGAAAAGAAAGGUCAAAUCACCUUGGGCGACUUUGACAGCAAAGAUGUGUUCAUAUUUGACACAAAAGAGGAACUCUUUGUUUGGAUCGGAAAGGGUACUACUCCAGCAGAACGCAAGAAUGCCAUGACGUACGCACAUAACUACCUGAUGAAGAGUGACCAUCCUUUACUUCCCAUCAGCUGUCUGAAAGAGGGCCGCCUAUCGUCCAAGUUUACUUCAGCACUAGCCGCGUGAUCUGUAUGCAACAGUGAAUCAGGUCCUGUGUCAGCGGAGUAUAUCUGAUACAAGCAUAUGAACUUAAGUGUUUACAUGCAUAAGCCUUCUGUUAUGUUUGUAAUGGUUUCUCUAUAAACGUUUUGUAAUAUGUUUUUAUUUACUUUGUAAUAUCAUCGUUUCACAAUAUUUUUGAUAUUGCUGUUCUUUACGUGACCUUUUGUUGAUUUGAUAUCUGUAUGUAGAAAUAGAAUUAUAUUGUCCAUGAAUACCACAUCUCUCUAAUCAUAAUCUUAUCAUGACAUUGCAAAAAUAAACUGGCAUUUAUGAAAGUGAAAAA
Molecule: messenger RNA, 1628 nt
Organism: Ostrea edulis (European flat oyster)
Lineage: Eukaryota; Metazoa; Mollusca; Bivalvia; Ostreida; Ostreidae
Product: gelsolin-like protein 1
Exons: 13
Coding region: 200-1309 (369 amino acids)
Molecular function (GO): actin filament binding
Source: RefSeq, a predicted model, not a curated record